GCCAACUUACACAACCAACAGAACAGCUCCAUACACACACAGUUACGCGUAAAAAAAAAAUUGCCACGUUUUAUGAUUAAUCUCCACAGCUUGUCGCUAUUAAAACCCUCUUCGCAGUUAUUUCUCUUACAAACUUCAAUUCCCAUCAUGCCUAUCGGAGGAUCAUCACGACGACAACGAUGCUUGAACAUACAAAGCAGCAGGUAAACAAGUCUGGUCGAGCUGCUGUAGCCAUGCACAUUAACGCCAAUUUUAACGCGUUUUGCUUACUGCAAGAUGACGGGGGCUUCAUAAUCAAGAUGCAAAGUGCGUGUACGCGCUCACAAAUGGGACAUUUUGGGGCACAGCUGAGAGCUUUGCACACUUCAUAGUGUUUAAUGCGAUGGGACCCAUCCUGCAGGAACAAACUGCAUCUGCGACACUGAGGAAGCUGUCAGGGAAGGAGAAGGUUAGAAUGAAAAAUGCAGAAAACACUGGGAUUGUUGCCAGCAAUAACUAUAAGAGAGGAGGAAGUGUGAUCCAGAAUAAGAAGACUCUCAAGAAAACAGUGCCCUUGCUUCCAGGCCAAGACAAGGAUCUUCUACCCAAAGCCGAAAUUGUCCAAAAUGGCAUUAAACCAAAGAAAGCAAAGAGUCCGACUGGUGGCACUUGCAAGUUGCGUGGCACACAGGGUGAAUCAGACCUGAGGCCUCCACGUCCCAAACUCUCAUGUCCAGAACGUGGACAGGAGAAGCAGAAGAUUCAGCUGGAGCCUCAGUCCUGUAGAGAGAUGGUACAGAGACAUGUGACCUUGGAGACGAGCCGCCGCGCUCUCUCACUGCCCUUGGCACCUCAGCCGAUGCUGCAGCAGCUCACCCUCCAGAAGCGAGCCCCUGAUCUGGAAGCACUCCGUCUCCUGGAGCACAAGGAGGACGACACCGACAGCGCCAGUGACUUGUCUGACUCCGAGAGGCUUCCUGUCUUGCCUUCUCCCUGCACUCCUCCUCAGCUCAACCUCCGAGCCGAGGUGAUCGACACCAUGGACCUGCAUCCCCACAUCCCUGGACCCAGGACAGUGGACAACCGGGAUGUGGGCUACAGCUAUCCAGACUUCCUGCCACCUCCGUUCAAUACCUGGAGCCUGAGGCAGCUCGCCAUCUUCCUCAACACGGAGGGCAAGCGAGCUCCCCGGCCGAAACCUGUAGGGCAGCUUGAGAAGUAUUUAGAGCGUCUCCUUCAACUGGAGUGGCACCAGAUACAAACCAUUCAAGCUGAAAGCGGCCGCCAUGUUGUGCCCAUCAUCCGAACAAGAGGUCAAGCCUCUAGUGUCCUAGCAAACAGCAACCGGCAAAGGCCUCACACUGCUCCCCCGACACGCCUCAGCUCUCCGAAAAGCUUUCGGCAGGGUCAGCGUUCCUUCUUCUCUUCUUUGGGCAGCCCAUCAUCCAGCCAGGUUUCCCGUCUGGUUUGCCCUAACUGCCACAUCCGCUACCCACUCUGCAAUGGAACUUGCUGUUCCUCAUAUGCCUACCAGCGGCAUUCCCGCCUCAGCCCACUUUUAGAGCGCAAAGCCCCACCAGCUAACACCCAAAAGAGGAGCAGCAGUGAAAGCCGGGCCUCUACCUCCGAAAACCAGGCCACAAAGAAAAACCAGCAUCUGGUCAGUCCUCAAGCAGCAAAGGCUCACCAGAACCACAUGCAGGCUGCAGGAAACGUGCGCAGGGCAUCUCAAGAACUUAACCCCAAUGGCAAAUCCCAUUCUUCAGUAAGGAAAGGAAAGACUGGAAGGUCAAACGAGGCAGAGAGACUGAAAGAAUCACCCGGAGCCAAAUGCGGAGAGGUUGAUAAGCGGAUUCCUGCCGCUUUGAAAAGAGACGGUUGUGGGCCAGGCAAGAAAGCACUUAAGGAUGGUGCAAGAGCUGAGACCAGUGAAGCACAAGUAAGGUCUGGCAGUAAAAGAGCAGUGGCCGAUGGCUCCAAUGCAAAAGUGACUUCAGCUACCAAGAGUACUGGCAAAGUGAAAAAUGCUCAGUACGCCAAGUAGAGUAGUUUGUGUCUAUUUUCAGUUGCCUCAAAGACAUUUUCAUUUUGCAAACUAAACAAAGAGCUAAUUCAAACAUACUGAUGUCCCUGUAGUUAAGUGUAGUUUAUUUUUCAAAUAGAUAAAGGUACAAGAAGUUUCGGCAAAAUUUCAUCUGCAAAAAAGAUCUAUUUAUUUUGUCCGUAGUAGGCAUGGGAUGAUACCCAAUUCAAGGUAUACCUCGUUUUGGGAAAGUCAGGGUUUUAAAAUUUUCUGCUAUACUGUUCCUUUUUUAUUUCCUUUUUUUUUUUUUUAAGGACAACAGUAUCGUAUCUCCAGCAGAAAAGAUAUCCAAAAAUGCAUUUUGAAAUGGUAAAGAAAUCUGUGUUUUUGAAACUAAUGAAGACAGCAGAAGUCAAUGAUUCAUUUGAAUUAUUUAGUCUGACAUGUUUACUGUUCCAAAAUAUUUUAAAUGUUUCGCAACAUAAAAUAUAUUGUGUUCAAAGCAGAAUUAAAUUUUUUUUUAAUUUAAAAAGAAUAUAUUUUAGAGCUGUCAUCACAAUACCAUGAAACCAUGAUAUUUUAUCCAAGGUUCUCAUACCAUCAGAAUCUUGUAGCGGCCCAUGCCUAGUUCGUAGUGCAACAAAGUUGGAAGCAAAGCAGAGAAAUUUGACAGAAAAUAGUUUUUUUUGCCUAUGUAAAUUUGCCAAACAAACGUGACUGUACCUUAAGGCGGGCAUACACGGUGUGAAUUCUGAUGGUCAGAAGAUCGUAUGUUCACAUCCACAUCACGAGUCGGUUUGUGUGGAAAUCGUUCGGACGAAGUGUUGUGCAACACAAUUUUAUAAUCCUACGAAUUCCAUCGCAUGAUAUUCCGCACCAAAAACAUGAAUAGAGGAAAACACUGCUUUCAUUGAUUUUUCUCUCUCUCAUAUAACAGCUAUAUGCUUACUUCAAGCUGUCGCCAUUUUAAAACACGAAAGCAAGGCUGCGGUGAGAAGAAUCCCAGAAGUGUAGGAUCCGUACUGUAAACAUUACAACAACAUGCUGUGGACUAUAAACCUCCAGUUGUUGCUGUGAUUUCAAAGUGCAGAAAUGGUGUAAACAUCCUUUUAUUAUUAUUCAGUUCAGUUCAAUUUAAACAAUCAAAAGCAUAUUAGGCAUCAACCAAAAUCACAAUCUCUUUAAGAGUACACUUAAGUGUCCUCCCAGGCUUCAGUUCAUGGCACCAGGUAAACACUGUCAGGGACGAUUUCCUGCUUCAGCUUAUGUAAUCCUGUGAGUGAUAAAACAAUGCAGUCCUCUGUAGCACACCCUCGUGUUGUCUGUAAUAGUGUUGUCCCAGUACUGAAGUUUUAAAAACGGCCAUUUCCAGCUAACAUUUAAGUGCCACUGAUUUGCCAUAGUAUUCACCAAUGCUCAACAGAAAUGACUAAUUGGCCGUGAAGGUCAUCACUUCACAACACUCGUCUGUGUUUGCACUCGCUAAACAUUAGUGAAGUGCAGUGAACUAAUAACUUUCACGGCCAAUCAUGUUCAUUUCUGUUAAACACUGGUGAAUACUACGGCAAAUCAGCAGUGCUUAAAAAAAGUGCUCAACAUUGAUUAAAUGUUAGCAAGAAAAUGGAAGUUUUUUUAAAAAUAAAUUUCAGUACUGAAAUUCAGUAUCGUGACAAGUGUAGUAUAGUGAAAGAAUCAGUUCAUUAACUUGAGCUUGAUAAAUGGCAUUCAAAACGUGUGUUUGGGAAAGAAAACAUUAGCUAACUAGUGCCAUUUCCCUUUUCUUAGCUGAAAAUGAGGUCUGACAUCACUUUUUAUUUUCAUUAUCCAUUCAGAACGGACCUUUGGGUCACCCGGAGGGCGGUGAAAUUAUAAAAUUGUGUCAUUUUCUCUUUGCUGAUAAAAUAUACAGCCAGGUACACAACAUUCCUGUGUGUCUCAGGUGAUACUUCCGGGAUUCUUCCCACUGCAGCCUCGAUUUCGCUUUUGAAAUGGCGGUCGCAUAAAAUCAGUCACUUGAUACGAGCUGUGAAUUUUUUUAUUAAUGGCAUACCUGUUUACCUGGUCUCACCCCAUAUGUGUGAAUUAUAACCUUGUUCACUGUAAACUUUCAUCUCUGAAGACUCUGUAAGGCAUGACACAUCAUACAUUGAUCAACUUGAGAUAGAUCGACAGCUCAGUCACACCUAAAUUCAAACAGACAACUUUUUUGGCAGGUUUAAAAAUCGUCAGGAGCUUAUAAACCAAUUGGAUCUACUCGUAAGUUCCUCUCACGUGGUUCAAGCCACUAUUAUAUGAGCAUCAACGACUACUCCCGUUGGGAAAUAAUCAAAAAAGUACAAUACAAGCUAUUACAAUAGCAAAAGUCACGCCGUGUAUGUCCGCUUUUAAAGGGGCUAUAUGUAGAAUUCAUAAAUCAUUAGCGACACCAGUGAACUGCAACCAGAAACUUACUUCUUGUGCUUGAACUCGCACACACCGAUAUCAAUGCAUCUAUAUACAGUACAUGCUGCAGAGUUCUAUGCUUCUAAAUAAAGUAGGAAAUCAACAUCUACAUGCCAUCAACCCAGCUGAAAACCGUGUAUAAAUAAGUUAUAUAAAAACGUACCUGUUUUACUCUCAAUAACAAUAGAAAUAGUUAUUAGAAACGUGCAGUGUGGAAGUAGUUGCACAAUUUCUGCAGUUGACUGACAUCAUAUUAACAACUGAUUCACUAUAAUCCUAUCUAACAUUAUUUUCAUGUGUCUCAGAAAGGCUCUUCUUCAGGCUAUCAUCAACAACCCUGUGUAUUAAGUGAAAGGUCUUGUAUAAAAUAAAUACAUAUAGCCCCUUUAAUACGAUAUGCUGUUUAGAAGUCAUGCCUUGUUAUCGCCAUUGUUUCAGUUUAAAUAAUCAAUAAGACGUAUUUAUUUUAUCUGGCUAAGUACAUAAAAGCAGGUUAUCUUUACUUACUGUACGCACAAAUCUUCUAUACAAUGAACUUAAUGUACUUCAAUCCAGUGUGCAUGUACAUAUCUCUUACUAGCGGGAGGUAUGGCUGAGAAUGUCUGCGUGUGGCGUUUUCGUCUAGUAAGCACUAUUGGUCAAAGAAUGUAUAUUUUUGAGACGAAUAAUGAAUGUUUUGUAACGAGUGUGUAUUUUUGUAAAGUGCUAUUUACACUGCUUUUCUUUCGAUUGUUUAUCCAUUCGUUACGUUUAGGUUCAAAUACGAAUGUUUUGUGCAAAGCGUUGCUUAUCUUUGAAUGUUUUUGGAAGACAUUUCUGAGUUGAUUGUUUAACUGUGAUGUUGUUAAGAUUGCUUAUGGUGGUUUAUGUGGUGCGGCGUUGUUUUGAUGAAGAUGGACCCGAGUUAUAAGCUAUGUUUGUUUACUUAUUGAGAACUUUUCAGGUGAUUUUUCAGGUUUUCAUGUAUUUAAACCAAGCAUGUUUUGUUUAUUUUUACUGGAACAAAGAUGGUAGUGGUUUUAACGUUUUGUUUUAUGCAUUGUCACUUGAAUAUGACUUGAAAGCUGGUACAGGUUGCGGCCAUACAGUAUGGGGUACAUUAUUAUUUCCAUACUUGAUGUACUGUAGGUAGCGCCAUUUCAAUCGGAUGUUAUGUAAUGUGUGACAUUCACUUAUCAGGCAAAAAACACGCAAAAAAAUCGACAUUUGGUCCUAUCAUCGUCUGAUUGUGCUUUUAUUUUGCUGAGAGUUUUGAACGCAGCUAUUUUUAUGAGAUCUAAACUAAUAAACAGUUUUCAUUACAUCAUCAGA
Messenger RNA from Danio aesculapii, 5755 nucleotides. RefSeq names its product family with sequence similarity 217 member Ba (gene fam217ba). The record is from RefSeq and is a predicted model, not a curated record. Lineage: Eukaryota; Metazoa; Chordata; Actinopteri; Cypriniformes; Danionidae. The coding region runs from base 383 to 2023 and encodes 546 amino acids. The transcript is spliced from 5 exons.